AUGUGCGACGAAGAUAUUGCAGCAUUGGUUAUUGACAAUGGAUCUGGUAUGUGUAAAGCCGGGUUCGCAGGGGACGAUGCUCCUCGCGCCGUUUUUCCCUCCAUCGUCGGUCGACCCAGACAGCAAGCCGUUAUGGUUGGCAUGGGCCAGAAGGACUCCUACGUGGGUGAUGAAGCCCAAUCAAAGCGAGGUAUUCUUACUUUAAAAUACCCUAUCGAACACGGAAUUGUAACUAACUGGGAUGAUAUGGAAAAAAUUUGGCACCAUACCUUCUACAAUGAGCUCCGUAUUGCUCCUGAAGAACACCCAGUUCUUCUUACCGAAGCUCCACUGAAUCCUAAAAACAACAGGGAACGCAUGACACAGAUUAUGUUUGAAACCUUCAACACACCUGCAAUGUACGUCAACAUCCAAGCUGUACUGUCACUUUACGCCUCUGGCCGUACGACUGGUAUCGUCUUAGAUACUGGUGAUGGAGUGACUCACACCGUGCCCAUUUAUGAAGGCUAUGCUCUACCUCACGCGAUCCAGCGACUAGAUCUUGCUGGGCGAGACCUCACUGAUUACUUGAUGAAGAUCUUCACAGAACGCGGGUACACCUUCACCACCACAGCCGAACGCGAAAUUGUCCGCGACAUCAAAGAAAAACUGUGCUACGUCGCCCUCGACUUCGAUCAAGAAGUUCAGACCGCAUCCACAUCAUCCUCAUUAGAGAAGAGUUACGAACUACCCGACGGCCAAGUGAUUACCAUCGGAGCAGAACGAUUCCGUUGUCCGGAGGUACUCUUCCAACCCUCAUUCAUUGGCAUGGAAGGUAGCGGCAUCCACGAAACCACUUAUCAUUCGAUCAUGAAGUGCGACGUGGAUAUCAGGAAAGACUUAUACGCUAACACUGUUCUUUCUGGAGGCUCCUCAAUGUUCCCCGGCAUCGCAGACAGGAUGCAAAAGGAAAUCCAAGAAUUAGCCCCUAGUACCAUGAAAAUUAAAAUCAUUGCACCACCAGAACGCAAAUAUUCGGUAUGGAUAGGUGGCUCCAUCUUAGCCUCCCUUUCUACCUUCCAACAGAUGUGGAUCUCAAAGCAAGAAUAUGAUGAAUCCGGACCACAAAUUGUGCAUCGUAAAUGUUUCUAA
Enterobius vermicularis (human pinworm) is the source of this 1131-nucleotide messenger RNA. The record is from the annotation of a GenBank genome assembly. NCBI's taxonomy places the organism in Eukaryota, Metazoa, Nematoda, Chromadorea, Rhabditida, Oxyuridae.